Molecule: messenger RNA, 2786 nt
Organism: Ornithorhynchus anatinus (platypus)
Lineage: Eukaryota; Metazoa; Chordata; Mammalia; Monotremata; Ornithorhynchidae
Gene: CACNG7
Product: calcium voltage-gated channel auxiliary subunit gamma 7
Exons: 6
Coding region: 114-941 (275 amino acids)
Biological process (GO): calcium ion transport; regulation of AMPA receptor activity; postsynaptic neurotransmitter receptor diffusion trapping
Cellular component (GO): AMPA glutamate receptor complex; postsynaptic density membrane
Molecular function (GO): voltage-gated calcium channel activity; channel regulator activity
Source: RefSeq, a predicted model, not a curated record
GCCGAGGGGGGCCGGGGGGGCCGACAGGCCGGACAUGCGGCUGCGGAGCCCGGAGUCCGGAGCGCCCACCCAGCGCUGAGCAAGGUCCCGCAGGGCGUCCCCCGCCGCCCAGAAUGAGUAACUGCAGCAGCCGGGCGCUGACCCUGCUGAGCAGCGUGUUCGGGGCCUGCGGGCUGCUCCUGGUGGGCAUCGCCGUCAGCACGGACUACUGGCUCUACAUGGAGGAGGGCACCGUCCUGCCCCAGAACCAGACCACCGAAGUCAAGAUGGCCUUGCACGCCGGGCUCUGGCGGGUCUGCUUCUUCGCAGGCCGGGAGAAAGGCCGCUGUGUCGCCUCCGAGUAUUUCCUGGAGCCCGAGAUCAACUUGGUGACAGAGAAUACGGAGAACAUUCUGAAGACGGUGCGGACCGCCACCCCCUUCCCCAUGGUCAGCCUCUUCCUCGUCUUUACGGCCUUCGUCAUCAGCAACAUAGGUCACAUCCGCCCUCAGAGGACCAUCCUGGCCUUCGUCUCCGGCAUCUUCUUCAUCCUCUCGGGUCUCUCUCUGGUUGUUGGCCUGGUGCUCUACAUCUCUAGCAUCAACGACGAGGUCAUGAACCGGCCCAGCAGCUCUGAGCAGUAUUUCCACUAUCGCUACGGUUGGUCCUUUGCCUUUGCGGCCUCCUCGUUCCUUCUCAAAGAGGGCGCCGGAGUGAUGUCAGUGUACCUGUUCACGAAGCGCUACGCUGAGGAAGAGAUGUACCGGCCGCACCCGGCCUUCUACCGGCCCCGCCUCAGCGAUUGUUCUGACUACUCUGGCCAGUUCCUGCAGCCCGAGGCCUGGCACCGCGGCCGCAGCCCCUCGGACAUAUCCUCCGACGUCUCCAUCCAGAUGACCCAGAACUACCCACCGGCCAUCAAGUAUCCUGACCACAUCCACAUCUCCACCUCCCCCUGCUAGGCCCCUCACGAGGACACCCCGAGACUUAUCCCUCUUCUUCCCUCAUAGUUCUCUUCACUCCUUGAAAGUCAGCUCCCCCAUCCAUCACCAUAACCUCUGGAUUUGGGGCCUGUUCUUUCCCCCUACGGCUCCCUUUCUCUCUGUCUCUCUCUGGCUCUCCCUCUCUCUGUCUCUGUCUCUCUUUUUCUCUCUCUCUGUUUCUCACCUUUCUCAGAGAAAAUAUUUUUGCCAUCUUGGGUCCCCUACAGAAUGUGACCAGGUGGCCAUUUUGUGGGCAGCUCUUCCUCUCAUAGAUUUCUCCGGAGUUGGCUUGGCGGCCAUUCGGACCUCAGUCUUCCUUGGGUUCCACUGGUGGCCAGGCCGGUAGUGGUUGGGAGGCCACUUUUGGAGUCCGCUCCUGUCUUGUCAGCGAUUAUCUGGGGACUUAGUUUCCCCAGACUGUGGAUCUGGUGACCAUUCGGUCUCCCUUCCAUGUUUCCAGCUUUGAGCAUGUGCCACUACAUCCUACUUUCCUUCCACCUCACACAGAAUCCCCCCCAGCCCCUUCUUAUCACCAUACUAUCUCCUUAAAAGUCUUGCUUUCCCCAUCAGCCCCUGUGACGGGACCUGCACCCUCUGCCAUAUUGGGACCUCAGAGAGAAAGUGACCUGAUCACCAUUUUGGGUGGCAGGGGAGACAGGGCCAAGGCACGAAGGAUGAAGUGGGUUGGGGGGACAUCUCUGCUUUUACCUCUCUCCUAUACUUCCCUCCUCCCUCAUUUCUCUCUAUUUCUGUCUCUCUCAUUCUGUGUGUGUUUCUUGUCUCUGCCCUCUCUAUGUCUGUCUUUUUCCUGGAUUUCUUGUCUUUUUCUCUCCCUGACUGGCAUUUUCUCUCUUCCUCCCUCCCUCUCCCUCUCUCUCUCUCUCUCUGUUUCAGUUUCUCUCUGGGGCUGAUGUCUGUCUGCCAGCUUCUGCCUGAUCACCGCCUAUCUUGCUAUUGUUCUAUUUUCUCUUCCUUCCCUUUGAGUGUUCAUUUCUUAUGUUCCGUCUGGGACUCUUUUGUCUCUCUUCACCUCAGUUUCUGUUUCUCUGCCUCUAUCUCCCUGCCCUCUGGCCUCCUGGCGGAGUCACGUCUGGGAGGGAGAUAGGUGCUUGUGGGUGGUGGAGAGAUGGGGCAGGGGUGGGGUAGGCGGGGUUUGCAGAUAGUGGGGUCCCUGGAUCUGGAGUUGAGGGGGGCUAGGGCUCCUGUGACUCUGGGGGAGCAGGGAUUGGGGGCAAGAUGCCUGGGUUCUCUUGGUAUAGCUGUGCGUUCCCCCUGCCCUCCCGGGUUGGGGGUUGGUAGCGGGGGUCCAGACCCCCCCAAAUCCUUGAAGUCUUCCAUUUGCCAACCCCAGGUGGGGGAAAGAGAAGAGGAAGAGGGGUGCCCCCCACGCCCCCUUCCCCACUCCGGCCUCUUUUCGAAAACCACCUGGGAUAGGUCUAACAGCAGUUCCCCUCCUCUCUGCCCCUUGACCCUGGCACUGACAUCCCAUAACCAAACCAGCUCUCCCCGACGUCGCCCCUCUCCCCCAAACCCUGCCGACCUCAGUCGGAGGCUGGGGAGGGAAAGUCGGGGGAGCGGGACGGACUAUGGCAGUUGGCCGGGGAAAGGGGAGAGUUAGGGCUUUUAGUUCGCAUCUUAGGCCUGGGGAGGGGUGGGGGGUGGGUUGGGAUGGAGCAGGGGCAGCAGCAGUAAUUGCAUUAUUAAGCAUCGGUUUUUAAUAAGCUGGGGGGAGGGGGCUGGGGGGAGGGGGAUCUGGACUCUGUUAUCUACUGUGUAUCAUAUGUAAAUACUGACAGAAACUUCAAUAAACUUUAUUUCAAACAA